Molecule: messenger RNA, 5224 nt
Organism: Anopheles gambiae (African malaria mosquito)
Lineage: Eukaryota; Metazoa; Arthropoda; Insecta; Diptera; Culicidae
Exons: 1
Coding region: 43-1191 (382 amino acids)
Source: RefSeq, a predicted model, not a curated record
AUUUACCUUCGUUGCCUUAAAAUAGUCGACAUGCUCGUUUAAAUGUUACCUAAGAUCAAACAAUAUUUAAAAAGACUACAAGAUAUUGAAGAAAAAUUAAAGCCGGGUGAUAAAAAGUUUCGCAGAUGUUUGAUUGAACACUAUGGUGUCACUGCAAACAACACGUUCGAAAAAAUAAAAAAUUUAGUAUUCAAAUUAAAGAUAGCAGAGGCGCCAUUAGAAUUAGAAACAAUUACUAAAUUUGCAAAUAUCAGCUACAACAACAUUAAUUCGUACAUAAAGUUUCAAUUACAAAAUAAAGUCCAAUUUAAAUUUAAAACACUUGUUAAGAUUAGCAUUGCAUUACGCCGUUGGAAAAGGAAAACCAUGGAGGAUUUUGAUAUAAAAACCGCAGCAACAUUAGUACAAUUAUAUGACGGAAAUGCGGACAGCUUAGAAAAUUUUCUGGGUUCAGCAAAUUUAUUAAGGAAGCUUUUUCCGAAAGACACGAAGCAGAUACUAGUAGAGUUCCUCAAAACACGAUUAACAGGUAAAGCUCAACUAGGGUUAGCACCAAACAUAACUGAUUUUGAAACCCUUAUACAGGAUGUAAAAUCACGAUGCCAAGAAAAAAUAAACCCCGACAAGGUUAUAGCAGAAUUAAAAUCGAUAUGCCAUACAGACACGAAGACCCUAUGUGACGAAGUGGAGAUACUAUGUACAAAAUUAAAAGUGAUGUAUCUCAAACAAAACAUACCGGAGCAAGUGGCUAACGACAUGGCAGUCAAGCGAGGAAUAGAAACACUUAUUGACAAGGUCAAACUCACUGAAACAAGGAUUAUAUUACAAGCAGGGCAGUACACCUCUAUAUCAGAUGCAACAGAAAAGGCACUAGAAAGCGAAAGAAUGCACAAUUCAGCUCAACAAGUGUUCGCAUUUAGAAAAAACUUUAGUGCUCCCAAUCGCUCCUUUGACAAUAGAUAUUCAAAUCAGUACACACGUAAUACGUACAACAGGUCACAAAAUAGAGGAAAUUUUACUUCAAAUUGGCAAACAAAUAAUCGGCAUCAACAUAAUAAUUUUCACAACACCAAUAACCGACGAUUUUUCAGAAAUACCAACAGAAACAAUAACAGGAUUUACACUACACAAGCCACAGAACAAGAACAUUUUUUAGAAGAAAACCCGCAGCAUACCGAUUACCAAUCUUAGCCAUAAAUCUAAAUGCCAAUAACCUUAUCAAAGUAAGAGUAGAAAUGUCAACAGAAGAAUACAGUCACCUAAUCAUAGACACCGGAGCAGAUGUUUCUUUGUUUAAAAUAAAUAAAAUCAAGUCCAACCAACACAUAUCUGCGCAAAACAAAAUUAAUCUGACAGGUAUAACUACUCAUACAAUAGAUACUUUAGCCACUACUUUUACAACAAUACAUUUCGGAGAGACGUCUGUCAAACACCAAUUCCACCUGAUACCAAAAGAAUUAGAUAUUGGGGCAGAUGGCAUUUUGGGCAGAGAUUUUUUUGCAAACUAUAGAUGUGUAAUUGAUUAUGAGCAUUGGCUACUCAAUUUUACUCACAAUGGCAUGGCCGUCUGCCAACCCAUAGAAGAUAAAUCCAAUGAUGGUUUCAUAUUACCCACGCGAAGUGAAGUGAUACGAAAAGUAAAACUGCCAAACAUCGACGAAGAUUCUAUUGUGUUUGCAGAAGAAAUAAGGCCAGGAUUAUUUUGUGGCAAUUCAAUCAUAUCGAAGGAAAACCAAUACGUAAAAUUUAUAAACACAACUGAGAAAAACAUUUUCAUCAACCAUAAGUCCUUCAGACCCCAAGUCGAUCAAGUGAAAAAUUAUAAUGUUACAAAACCCUCUGGUAACAAGGAAAUAACCAGAUUUGAUAGUAUAAUAAAUAGCAUAAAUAUGAAAAAUGUCCCACAAUACAUAGAAAGUGGCUUAAAGAACCUCCUAGCAAAAUAUACAGACCUGUUCUGCGUAAAUGAAGAUAAAAUUUCCAUUAAUAAUUUUUACAAACAAUCGAUACAGCUAAAAGACAACAUACCGUGUUUCGUUCCGAAUUAUAAACAAAUUCAUUCCCAAUCAGAUGAAAUAAAACAACGAGUCGAUAAAAUGUUAAAAAAUGAUAUUAUCGAGCAUUCAGUAUCAUCCUAUAAUUCCCCAAUAUUGUUAGUUCCGAAAAAAUCAGAGACAGAGAAAAAAUGGAGACUUGUCGUAGAUUACCGGCAAUUAAAUAAAAAAAUAAUGCCAGAUAAAUUUCCAUUGCCCAGGAUCGAUGAAAUAUUAGAUCAACUCGGUAGGGCAAAAUAUUUCACAACACUAGAUCUCAUGUCAGGUUUCCACCAAAUACCUUUGGAUAAAGAAUCGCGGAAGUAUACUGCGUUUUCCACCGCUACAGGCCACUAUCAAUUCAAAAGGUUACCCUUUGGACUAAACGUGAGCCCAAAUAGUUUUCAGCGCAUGAUUACAAUAGCAAUGGCUGGGUUAACCCCUGAGAGCGCGUUCGUUUACAUCGAUGAUAUAAUCAUAACAGGUUGCACUACUAAGCACCACCUUGAUAAUUUAAAGAAAGUUUUUGAUAGACUACGGCAUUAUAAUCUUAAAUUAAAUCCUCAAAAAUGUAAAUUCUUCCAAACCGAAGUUACUUACCUUGGGCACAAAAUUACAGACAAGGGAAUAUAUCCUGACGAAUCCAAAUUUGAAGCAAUUAAAAAUUACCCCAAACCAGUUAACUCAGACGAAGUUAGAAGAUUUGUUGCUUUUUGCAAUUACUACCGUAAAUUCAUUCGUAACUUUGCGGAAAUCGCGAAACCUUUAAACGAAUUGUUAAAAAAGGGAAAAAUAUUCAAUUGGUCGUCCGAAUGUCAACAAGCUUUUGAUACCCUUCGCAACAACCUUCUAUCACCUAUGGUCCUCAAAUAUCCUGAUUUUACAAAAGAAUUCAUUAUCACUACUGAUGCGUCGGACACGGCAUGUGGGGCCAUACUAUCGCAAAUAUGCGAAGGAAAUGACCAUCCUGUGGCAUUUGCUUCUAAGAGCUUUACCAAGGGUGAGAAAAACAAGCCAACCAUAGAAAAGGAAUUGACAGCUAUACAUUGGGCUAUCAAUUAUUUCAAACCUUAUGUCUAUGGUCGAAAAUUUAAAAUUCGUACCGACCAUAGACCCCUAGUUUUUCUGUUCAACAUGAAAAAUCCGACCUCCAAACUAACACGAAUGAGAUUGGACCUUGAGGAGUUUGAAUUUGAAGUAGAAUUCGUAGCCGGUAAAACUAACGUUGGGGCUGACGCACUCUCAAGAAUAGUAACAACCUCUGAUCGUUUGAAAUCAUUGCAAGAAUGCACUAAUGAGGCCAACAACAAUCAAGCUUUAGUAGUAAAGACUAGGGCAAUGACUAGAGCUAAUAGAGAAGAAACAAAUCCUGUAACACAAAACGACACAAACGAGAAGAUAGGCAAACCAGCAUUUUGGAACACAGAGAACCCAUCAGAGGUUAAUAAAUUAUUAAAAAUUCAGUCAAAAAUAAAUAAAGAUUCAAUUAAAAUAACACUUUUUAACAACAACUACAACAAGGAACUAGAAAGUACAAUAAUCAGAUUAAACCAGAAUGGAAGUCAGGCAUUCGAGGCUGCUCUUCUAAGAUUAUGUACUUAUGCAAAAAAGCUUAAUAGAGACAAAUUAGCUAUCUCCAUGGAAGACGAAAUUUUUACUCAAUACUCGCCUCAAACCAUUAAGGAAAUCGUAGAUAGAACCAUUUUCGGUUGCGAGAUUAUUGGAUUUGUACCACCUAAGUGGAUAACAGCAAGAAAAGAAAUAGAAGAAAUUCUACACAAUUAUCACAUGCUACCUUCGGGAGGACAUGUUGGGCAAUAUCGCCUCUAUCUAAAAAUAAGAGACAAAUAUAAAUGGAAAAACAUGAAAGAAGAUAUAAAAGGCUUCGUUAAAAACUGCGAAAUGUGUAAGAUAAACAAAAUAACACGACACACAAUAGAGAAGCCAGUAGUAACAACGACACCCUUAAGGCCGUUCGAAAUAAUUUCAAUAGAUACAGUGGGCCCUCUUCCAAAAACAGCCAAGCACAACAGGUACGCUGUUACUGUACAAUGUGACCUCACAAAAUAUGUAAUCUUGAUACCAACAGGAAAUAAAGAGGCCAACACAAUAGCAAGAGCUCUCAUAGAGAAUGUCAUUUUAACAUACGGUAAAUUUGCAGAAAUGCGGUCGGAUCAAGGUCUAGAAUACAACAACGAAGUGUUGAAAAAAGUAGCAGAAGCACUGGGGAUCAAACAGACGUUUGCGACUGCUUAUCACCCACAAACAAUAGGCGCUUUAGAACGGAACCAUAGAACUUUAAACGAAUAUUUGAGAGCAUUUACCAACGAGCAUGGCGAUGAUUGGGAUAACUGGGUCAAAUUCUAUGAGUUUACUUACAACACCACAGCACAUACAGAUACUGGCUAUACGCCAUUUGAACUAUUAUUUGGGAGAAAAGCAAAUCUCCCACAAGACAUGGUGACAGGCAAAAUAGAACCUGUGUAUAAUCACGAACUUUAUUACAAUGAAUUAAAGUACAAACUACAGAAAUCAAACGAAGUAGCGCGAAAGAAAUUAAUUGAGCAAAAAGAAAAAAGACACAUCGCUCCAAACUGCAGCAUCAACCCGCUAAUAAUUGAACCAGGAGAUGAGGUGUACUUAAAGAACGAAAACAGGAGAAAACUAGAUCCUUUAUAUUUAGGUCCAUAUAUUGUUUCUAAAAUACAAAACCCAAAUUGUACAAUCGUGAGCAAAUACAGCAAAAAGGAAAGUACUGUACAUAAAAAUAGGUUAGUCAAACGAUGAAAAUCUAUGCUAUACGAUUUUCAUUUCUAAAGGGGGGAGGUGUGGCGCAUACACAUAGGCGUAAUGAAUAUAAUUAUAGUAAGCUAUAUAGCAGAAAUUAUAGUAAGCUAUCUUUAUAGGAAUAGUUGUGAUUGGUAGAAGCGUGUUAGUAUAGGUUAGAAUAGGAUAGCUAAUACGAAAAGAUAAGGAUAGAAUAGGUAGCAUAGGAAAUUAGGCAUAAGACGGAAUUAAGGAUACAUAGGAAGUAAAUGAAUUAAGCUAGGAUUAGAUAGGGAAAUUUUAGUAUAAAUAGCGGGAUAGGAUUUAGGAUAGGCAGAUAAAAGUUAGACUUCAUAAGGGGAAACUCUGUCCAAUUAUAGAGAAAAUUAUAGAGAGUAUAAAUAAAAGUUACAGUUCCAACAAAA